Molecule: messenger RNA, 2331 nt
Organism: Porites evermanni
Lineage: Eukaryota; Metazoa; Cnidaria; Anthozoa; Scleractinia; Poritidae
Source: the annotation of a GenBank genome assembly
GAUGGAAUUAACAAACUAUUUAAUCCAAUAAUCCAUACAAAACAAUUGGACAAUGAAGAUAUUGCAUCCAUCUUUGUCUCAAAACUUCAAGCAAUAACAAACAACAUUUACAAGGAUUACUACAAGAAACCAAAACCUCUUAAACUCACAAAACAAGAACAAGAGGAGUUUGAUAAAGCUGAAUUUUGUCACAUUUGCAAAAAAGAAUUAUACGAUGAUGAUUCAACAGGCAAAAUGCUUAAAGACCGUGACCAUUGUCACUUCACUGGAAAGUAUCGUGGAGCCGCACAUAACUCAUGCAACUUACAAUGUCGGAAACCAAUGAUUCGUCCGGUCAUAUUUCAUAAUCUUCAGGGUUAUGACUCACACCUCUUUAUCAAACAACUUGCAAACUGACAGGUCAAUUAACUUGCAUUCCAUGAACAGGGGAGAAUAUAUUUCUUUUUCCAAGAAAAUAAAAGUUGAUGAGUAUAAAUCUCGAAAAAAUGGUGAAACAGUUUCACUCAAUUUUGAAAUCCGAUUUAUUGACUCGUCCAAGUUUCUUCAAACAUCUUUGGCUAAUCUUGUUUCAAAUCUUCAACCGUCUGAUUUUAAGAAUACAAACGCUAUAAUUAAAAAUAAUGUCGGGCUUCUCACUCAAAAAGGAGUUUAUCCUUACGACUAUGCCAGAAGGAAAUAGAUCACUUGUUUAUAACCCUAGUUCUUCCCAUUCUCACAUAUGGUCUCGCUGUGUAUGGCGCUUCUGAUUCUGAUUUAAAUGUUAUACUGCGUUUUUUAGACAGGUGCCAUAAGCGUCAUUUUAUCUUUCAAACAGUCAGCAUCUUUAAUCUUUUAGAACAGCAAGAUAAAUCCGUUGUCAAAAGAACUAUUAAUAAUCAUAUGCUAGGUGCGAUCAUUCCCAAAGAAAAAGAAUUAGUAUAUAAUUUGCGUAGGAGAAGGUGUCACUUUCCUCAGAUACAAACGGAGAGAUACUUUUGUAAAUAGACUUAUUUUUAAAUAUAAUUUAGUAUAGUGUUGUUCUAUCUUAUAUUACUAUUGUAUUUUAUCGUGUAACUUUUCAUACAUUUUCACUGUAACUUAGGAUAUGUAUUUUUAUCCUUUUAUUGAAUAAAGACUAUUAUUAUUAUUAUUAUUAUUAUUACUAUGUUUCAUCUAUUGAUAAAUUCUCAGAAACACGACUUCCUCCAAAAUUAGAGUUUUAUUCAAGACUAAACGAUGAAGAUAUCUCAGAAGAGGAUUACCAGCACGCACUCAAUGCGUGGAAUACUUUUAAUUGUAAAACUAUUCGUGAUUAUCACGACCUCUGUCUCAAGUCUGAUGUUCUUUUGCUUGCAGAUGUGUUUGAAAACUUUCGAGCAAGUUGUUUAAAGCGUUAUAAUCUUGACCCAGCACAAUACUUUACAUCUCCCGGAUUGGCUUGGGAUGCGUAUCUCAAAGAAACAGGUCAAGAAUUGCAACUACUUCACGAUUACGAUUGAAAAAGGUAUUCGUGGUGGAAUAACUCACAUGUCAGAAAGAUAUGCAGAAGCAAACAACAAAUAUAUAAACGAUUAUAAUCCUGUUUUAUUCAAUGUCUUGACGCUAAUAAUCUUUACGGUUGCGCGAUGUCACAAAGGCCUCCAACUCAUGGGUUUAAAUGGUUGAAAGAUUUAACUGUUGAAUCAGCAAAAGAAAUACUUAAUCAAAGAGUAACAAAUCUCGGUUAUAUAUUUCAAUUUGACCUUGAUUACCCUGAGAAACUAUGGGAAUCACACAAUGACUAUCCUCUUGUUCCAGAAAAACUCAAGAUUGACAACACAGAGAAACUAGUUGGUAAUUUUUAUCCAAAAUCACACUAUGUCUUACACUAUCAAAAUCUCAAGCAAUAUCCCAGUCUUGGAAUGAAACUCACCGCAGAACAAAGAGGAAUCUCAUUUCAACAAUCUCCCUUGAUGAAAUCCUACAUCGCAAACAAUAAAGAACUCAGAAAGUUUUAUUUUUUCAAAUUAAUGAAUAACUCAGUGUUUAGAAAAACAAUUGAAAACAUAAGAAAACGGUAAAAUGUAAUAUUACUCGAUAACAAGAAACCAGCCCUCAAAUUAUCAUCAAAACCUAAUUUUGACCAUGUUUUGACCGUAUUUGACUGAGGUGUAUUUUAACAAACCAAUAUACGUUAGUCAAGCAACUCUUGAUCUAUCAAAAACACUAAUGUUCGAUUUUCAUUAUAAUUUCAUCAGAGAAAAGUAUGGAAAUAAAGCUGAGUUACUCUUUACUGACACCGAUAGUCUCAUGUUCCAAAUUGAAACAGAUGAUUUUUAUAAGUAUAUCAAAAGAUAUUGGAAAAAGAUUUGA